Coffea arabica (coffee) is the source of this 6459-nucleotide messenger RNA. Lineage: Eukaryota; Viridiplantae; Streptophyta; Magnoliopsida; Gentianales; Rubiaceae. The record is from RefSeq and is a predicted model, not a curated record.
UUCUGCACUCCCUCAUCAGUCAUCGAGCAAAAGUGCGCGGGCUCCCUUCCUUUUUCUUUUUCUUUUUCUUUUCCAUAAACCUCCGUAGGGUUUCAAAAUCCGAAUUCAACAAUGGCAGCAACUGCAAAUGCGAGUGAGCGUGAAGCUCCCAACGCCGUUAGAGCCCUAGAUGCCUCGCUCUGGUGGGAUUCCUUCAGUCACCUACUCACGGAGCUCGAAGACGUUUCCCUUUCCUCCGACCUCCCUCCUUCUCUGGAGAAGAAAUUGAAGGACAAUCAUGCGUGGUUUUUGGAAACUGUUAGAAUGUUUAAGCCACCGGACCAGAAAUCAAGGGAAGCGUUAGCACUGGAUUCCAAACAAUUAAAGCUAGGUUCGCAUCAAUUGACCAUUCAACCUGCUCUCAGAGAUGCCGCCCUCAAAAUUAGCUCUCUACUGUGCUUAAACGAGGUGCAGUCGUAUGUUCUUGUUGAAAGAUCAGUUGAGCAUAAUUCCCUAUCAAUUGAUUCCAUGCUUGGCGACCUCCUUCACUUGGUAAUGGUUCAGUAUUACAUUGAGCGACAAUGUUUAUUGAAGUGUACAAGGCAGAUACUUAUGCAUGCUUUGUUUGUUAGAUCCAGAUCGAAAGAAGCUCAUGCUGUAUGGACAGAGGCUCAAAAGUUGGUUUCUGAUGGAUUGGAAGACAGGUCGCUUUCUAUUCUAGAGGACCAUUUGUGUUCCAAUUAUCCUGAACAUGUGGAUGUUGACCUUUACACAUUAUGGGCUGAGGAGACACUGAUUGAAGACAAUCUGGUUUUGGACAUAUUAUUCCUUGCUUACUAUGAGUGCUUUUCUGCUUGCAAUGGCAAGCAAUGGAAAAAGUUACUCUUGCUGUAUGAGGGUGCCAUUUCUGGUUCUUUCAAUUUUGCGAAACUGGCAAUAUCAGCAGAGGCAGCUCGCUUGAUUUAUUAUGCCAAAGUGCAGCUUUUGCUUAUUCUGAUAGAAACUCUGGACUUGGAAAAUCUUCUCCAAAUGAUCCAUGAUGAAAUUCCAUUUAGGCAGGAUUCUGUAGAUUUUUCCUUGGAUGAUAUUCAAGAAAUUGAUGCAAUAGUUUCUGGUAUAGAUGUUUCUCAAACAAGAGAAGCUGGCCCUUUAAUUCUAGCAUGGGCAGUGUUUCUUUGUCUCAUUUCAUCUCUUCCACCAAAGGAAGACAACAAUGUGUUGAUGGAGAUGGACCAUGUUAAUUAUGUCCGUCAAGCAAUUGAGGCUGCUUCUUUGAGUUAUUUUGUUCAAAUUUUGGACAGUGAUAUAUGGAAGGAGUUAGAUGGUCCUGUUGCUGGUUAUCGAAGUGUUUUGAGGACAUUUAUAUCUGCUUUUGUUGCAUCAUAUGAGAUAAAUCUUCAGUUGGAGGAUAAUAACCUGAGAUUAAUACUGGACAUCCUUUGCAAAAUCUAUCGAGGAGAGGAAUCACUCUGUAAUCAGUUUUGGGACAGGGAUAGUUUUGUUGAUGGACCCAUACGGUGUCUCCUGUGCAACUUGGAGGGUGAAUUUCCAGUCAGGACUGUGGAAUUCUUGCGACUGUUAUCGGCCCUCAGUGAAGGAGCUUGGCCAGCUGAGUGUGUAUAUAAUUUUCUUGAAAAGUCCGUUGGGUUAUCAUCUCUAUUUGAGAUAAGUAGUGAUUCUCUGGUGGAUGGCACCUCUAAGACUGUAGAAACACAUCUACCUUUGCGUGUUCCUGGUGUUGAAGGUUUGAUCAUUCCUAAUGGUACCCGAGGUCAGGUUAUAAGAAUGAUUGACAGGAACGUUGCUCUGGUGCGAUGGGAGUAUGCGCAAUCUGGGGUGGUAGUUCUACUUUAUCAUAUGGCCCAAGAACUGUUUAUUCAAAACAGCGAGGAAGUUCUGGUUAUACUUGACUUGCUUAGUCGACUGGUGACAUUUAGCUUGUCUGUAUGCAAUGCUCUUGUGCUUAGUGGCAAGCCCUCGUGUGAACCAACGCCAUUGGAAGAGCAGCAAGAGCAUUAUGAGUGUCUUAAUGUGGUUGAGAUGCUAUGUACUUUGGUGAAGAAUCUACCUCCGACUUGCUAUGGAGCUGCACUUAUGUCAAUGAGUAUUAAUAUCUUGGCAAAGAUGUUAAAAUGCUCUCCAUAUUGUGUUGCCACAAUGACAGCCAAGGCAAAUAUUUUUGAUGUUGCCUCGAGGACGAAUCCUUUUCAUACUAUAUCCAGUGGGUUAUCUAGUGAACCAUGGUUGCUUUCUGGAAAGCUUGCCAAAAUGCUUUUGAUUGACUGUGAGCAGAAUGAUUGUUCAUUGACUCUUUCAGUGUUGGAUUUCACCAUUCAGCUGGUCGAAACAGGAUUUGAAAGUGAUGUUGUGCUUGCACUUGUUGUUUUCUCCCUUCAGUAUGUUCUUAUCAAUCAUGAUAUUUGGACCUAUAAGAUGAAGCAUACUCGCUGGAAGGUGACACUGAAGGUGCUUGAAGUUGUUAAAAAAUGCCUUUUAUCCAUUUCAUCCAGCAAGCAACUUGGUGUGGUUAUCCACAAUAUUUUACUUUCUGAUUCUUCCAUUCACAAUGCACUCUUCCAAAUAGUUUGUACGACUACGCAGGGUUUAGAGAAACUUUAUAUCAGCCGCCUUUAUGAUCUUAUUGAUGUUGAAGGAUUAAAGCUGGCCAUAUCCUCUGGAUUGGAUAUUCUUUUUAACAUGCUCUCUCUUCUGUCUGAGGUGUGCUUGGGAAUGACAACAUUCAACCACCAUUUGCAUAUCGUUAAGGAUGUCACCAAUCUUUCGCUAUUUCAUCAAGCAAUUUUAUCGCCAUUGACAAAACCAGUUCCUGUCGUAACUGCAGCAGUAUCUUUGAUGUCAUCCUUCCAAACUUUUAACAUACAGGUUAGUGCUGCAAGGCUGCUUUCCUUGUUAUUUAUCACAGGGGAUUCUUCAAGGUCAUCUGCAUUUGGCAAUGCAUGUCUUGGUCUGGAUGAUAAACAGAUAUGCGAGUUCAGGAGUUCUAUUUGUCACAUCUUGAGUGGGCAGUCACCAUGGAAUGAGGAACUCGUCAUUGCUACUUUUAGAUUGCUUACUUCGGCUGCAUGUUAUCAGCCUGCAUUUCUUGCUGCUGUUAUUACUUCGAAGGAAAAUUCAAAUUCCCAGUUAAGUGAUGUCCUUAGUGAGAAGCAUCCGAAUGAAGCUAAUCAUAGGCUGGAGUCAAAUGGCAAAAACUUUUUAGAUGCAAUUCUUCAGUGUGUCAGGAAAUCUGAUGAGCUUAUGAAGGGGUAUGUCUAUCGUGGUAAUCUACUUAAACCCAAUAUGCUGUCGAAUGUUCUGAACUUCCUGAAGGCAUUGUGGCAAGGCGCUCCGCAGUUCACAAAUUUCUUAGAGCAGCUGAAGAACUCAGAGAACUUCUGGAAACAACUUUCUGAUUCUGUCAUGCUCAUCCCUCAUAAGCCAGACAAUCCAUCGGAAAACCUCACAGACAAGGAGCUUCAAAACUUAGUAUACAGUUAUUACUGUCAAUCUGAUUUAUUAGAAAUAAUUGCUUAUGAAAUUUUCCUGCAUAAGAAGCUUUUACACAGCGAGUUAGCUUUGAAAACAACUUCUGAACUAUCAAAAGAUCAAGUGGACAAGGUAGAUGGUUCCAGAUUAGCCAAAGAUGGAAGUAUAUGUGGUUUGAAGAAUUUGCUUUCAACCUGGUUCAAAAGCUCGCUGUUGGGUGACCUGAUAAAGUCAUAUGCCUCGUGUACCUAUGACUUUGAAAUGCACUUGCAUGCAAAGGUUUCUGCUAGCCUGUUUUCUGUACAUUCCAUGCUGAAACUCAAAGAUGGUGAGAUGGGAAGUUUGUCAGUGUCUCUCAUUGAAAAACUUCUUGUUUUGUCGAGAAAGUUGGUAAAUUUGCCAGCCUUCUCCGAAUUGUUGACUCGAUACACACAACAUGGUUACAGUCUAGGAAAAGACUUGCAACGUUUGAUACUUAGUGAUCUCUUCUACCAUCUGCAUGGAGAGCUUGAAGGUCGACCAAUUAAUGACAGGUCCUUCAAAGAAAUGUUGCAGUAUCUGUUACAGUCAAUAUUUUUGCAAACAUAUCUAUGCAAGUGCAAUGAGGACCUUCAAUUGCAUGUAAAGGAUGUUAACCUAUAUGACUUGUCUCGUCUGCAAUCUGAUAUGGGAUUGGAUCUGUGGGACCUUCUUCCAGAGUGGAAAGCAUCUAAAUCAGUUGCAGAAAAAAUGUUGAACUGCUUGGAUAAUGUUAAUAAGAUGGUGUUGCUCAAAAAUUCCAAGCUUUCUGCUCUCAAAGCAUUAGUAACCAUGUUGUCCUUGGAUGGUGAUGACUCAGGUGAGAUUGGAGGCGCACUAGCUGGAACAAUCCCUGAGCAACUUACCUUGUCAUGCAUCAACCAUGCAUGUCAGUGUCUGCAUGCCACUAUAGAAUCAUUAGCUCCAGAUCUAGAUGUCAUUCAAGAUGUGCUUGAUAUCCUUCUGGCUCAAGCGGAAUUACUGCUGCAUCUGAUCAAAUCCAUAGGCGAAAACCUAUCUCUUCACUCAUGUAUUCUUGUCUUAAAAGCCUCAGGGCUGGGCCUUAAAGUGUUGAGUAGCUUAAGGCCAUUAGAUACUAGUCUGGGAGAAGCAAUGAAGCUUUUACUUAUGUUGGUUCUCUUUUCAGUCAACUUGAGCUGGCUGAAAACACAUUUGGCUGCUGGGAGUGCAACAGACUCUGUUGUUGAAGCUGCUGAGGCAUCUACUCUAAUUUUAGGGUUAUUACCCAUUAUUUGCCACUGUACUCAAUCUGCUGAUCAUUAUAAGCUCUCCCUCUCUACGAUAGAUGUCGUACUGAGAGGUUUUUCAACAUCAGCUACUUGGAUUCCUAUUGUUGAAAAACAUUUACAGUUGCAUUCUGUUGUUCAGAAACUUGAAGAUGAAACUUCAGUUGCAACAAUUCCAGUGAUUUUGCAGUUCCUCUUGACCCUUAGCCGCGUGAGAGAAGGUGCUAUGAUGCUUGUUAAUGCUGGUUUCUUUGCAUCCCUAAGAGGGCUAUUAGCCAAGUUAUCUGAUGAUCAGCAUUCCUCUGUCAUUUGUGGUGAGAGGAGCCUCUCAUAUGAAUAUGACAGAAGUGAAAAGGCAAAGCAUAUAUGGGGACUUAGCUUGGCUGUUGUUACAGCUAUUGUUCACUUUCUGGGGGAUGCUUCUUCUUCGACUGGGAUUGUGGAUUAUGUUAUGGCUCACUUGUUAGUAGAGAAAGCUUUUUUAAUUUCUUAUUACCUUAGUGUACCAGAUUUCCCAUCAGAAGAUCAUGAUAAGAAACGAGCUCGAUCUCUUAAUAGGCAUACUACUUUAAGUACUCUUAAAGAAACAGAACAAACGCUUAUGCUGAUUUGUGUCCUAGCAAGAUAUAGGAAUUCAUGGAAUAAAGCUAUGAAAGAGAUGGAUUCACAGUUAAGAGAAAAGUGUAUCCAUUUAUUGGCAUUCAUCAGUAGGGGAAAUCAACAGCUUGGAGAAUUACCUAGAAGAGUUGCACCACUUAUAUGUCAUCCAGUUCUGAAGGAGGAGUUUGAGUGGUAUAAGAAACCAUCAUUUGUUAAUAGCAGAAAUGGUUGGUUUGUCCUUACACCUCUUGGUUGCGGUUUAGAUCCUAAAUUUUCUUCAAUGUCCUUGAGAACUACUUCCGUUGUUAGCAAAGAUCAAUUAGAUGACAUUGAAUUUCCAGCUUCUCAAACUUACUUCUCUGACAUUACAGCAAUUCAGAUAUAUAAAGUCACCUUUCUUCUUUUAAAAUUUUUGUGCAUACAAGCUGAAGGAGCAGCUAAAAGGGCUGAGGAGGUUGGUUUUGUGGACCUUUCACAUUUUCCAGAGCUCCCAAUGCCUGAUAUAUUGCAUGGUUUACAGGAUCAAGGCAUUAUUAUCCUCACUGAAUUGUGUGAAGCCAACAAGUCAACGCUGGUUACUCCUGCUAUGCAGGACAUCUGUCUACUGCUCUUACAAAUAACAGUAAUGGCAUUGCAUCUUGAACUCUGCGUAAUACAAAUUUGUGGGAUUCGUCCUGUGCUUGGACGUGCUGAGGAUUUCUUGAAAAACUUUAGAUUGUUCAUAAGAGUGUCGGAGGGACAGGCAUUUUUGAAACAGACAGUGAAGUCCUUGAAACAAAUUGUAUCAUUUGUAUAUCCUGAAUUGCAAGCUCAAGCCUUCAGUUGACAUGCUUGCUUAUGGUGGUGGAAGUUCAGAAAAGCGAUGUCCUUGAGAACAAGUUGUAAAAUGGGUAUCAGUUAUUUACUUUUAUUAGAGGGUGUGUCAUCCAUGUAUAAGAUAUGUAAGAAAUGUGAAGCUUCGGCUGUGAAUGUGUAGAUUUUUGUUUUGGGGUAAGGUGAAGGAAUGUUGAUACACAAUGUAAAAUGUGAAAUCUAAAUGUGCAUAUAGGUUAUGAUGAUAAUCUAUUUUGUAACAUGCGUUCUACUUUCCGCUUUCAAGAGAGAAAAAUGGCAUUUCCUGCUUCUGAAA